AUGCUGGACAGAUUUUCCCUUAUCAUCCAUCUGAUCGUUGCAUUCUACACCGCUCUAGCGAGUUGCGCAGCACAAGAACCACUCAUCCUACCCGGCUACAAAGUUGGCGAAAGCAUACCAUAUUACUCCAGCGACACCGGCGAACACAUCACCGACGCCGCCGGGCAACUCGCCUACAUCCCCUUCCCAACAUGCAACGAAACCGGUAGACCUCUCGAACUCCUCUUCGGUGUGGAAAAGGACAUCAACUGCACCAUCGACUUCAUCAACGACCCGCUCUUCCACCUUCUCGAGUUCUACGUCCACAACGAUGCGCCCAUGACCUGCCGCAUCCCGACGAAACCUAUACCCCCGUCACUUCUCAUGAAAGAGUUCGAGGCUGGGACGACAGAUAAUACCGAUGGACAGGGCAGCCUUAGCGAGGUGUACACGCCAAUGAUCGUGGCGUUGACAGGGACGUUACAACUCAGCCAUCUGCAUGUCAGCACCAAUUUGAACGUGCUCGUGCACGCGGCGGCCAAGUCGGUUGCGCCGGGCACGAUUGCGGCAGCGACAGCGUACUCGGUGUCGCGAGACCCGCCAACGAGGAUCGUCAUAGGAGACAGUCUGCCUCUGCGGUUCAGUGUGAGGUGGUAUCCCAACACGAGCUUGCCGUCGGGGUGGACGGGGGUGGGUGGACACUUGACGUUCAGUACGCUGGUGUAUUGUAUGUUGUGCAUUCUGGCGACCGCAGCAGGGUGCAUGGCGUACUUCAGGGGCGUAGAGUUGCCGAGAAGGUUGAAGAGUCAUGGGAAGGAUCGGCUGGGUGGCAUGGAGAGGGGUGGUGGGUUGGGUGGGUAUGGCAUAGCGAACGGCAAUGGGUAUGGUUAUGGCAUUGGGAAGCGGGACUGA
Molecule: messenger RNA, 891 nt
Organism: Saxophila tyrrhenica
Lineage: Eukaryota; Fungi; Ascomycota; Dothideomycetes; Mycosphaerellales; Extremaceae
Exons: 2
Coding region: 1-891 (296 amino acids)
Source: RefSeq, a predicted model, not a curated record